Molecule: messenger RNA, 4108 nt
Organism: Anopheles coustani
Lineage: Eukaryota; Metazoa; Arthropoda; Insecta; Diptera; Culicidae
Gene: TrpA1
Product: transient receptor potential cation channel subfamily A member 1
Biological process (GO): transmembrane transport; monoatomic ion transport
Cellular component (GO): membrane; cytoplasm
Molecular function (GO): monoatomic ion channel activity; protein binding
Source: RefSeq, a predicted model, not a curated record
AUGCCUGCCCCGCUCUACCUAAUCCACAGUCCAAGAUCGGUUCGAUCGGACACAGAACAGAACCUGGCAGCGUUAGAUGCGUGCAACCAAGGCGAAGAUGACCUGCAGCAGUCUCAAGCGUUCAAAAGCUGGCUGCUGUCGAGGCUGAAGCUUCCAUCAACACACGGGCUACAAAGUGCCAAAGGGAACCAAAUUCAUGCACACGACAACAAUGAACUGCAAGCGAUCCUUACACAACCAGCGGAAGCGGAAGUUUGUCUGCUAAGCGAUAGCCCAUAUCGUAUACUGCGGGCUGCGGAGGCCGGCAACUUGGAGGAGUUCAUACGGCUAUACGAAGGGGACAACAAUCGACUGACGGUGAAAGACAGCAAGGGUCGCACGGCAGCCCACCAGGCCGCCGCCCGCAACCGGGUCAACAUCCUCACCUUCAUCCACAGCCAGGGUGGAAAUCUGAACGCACAGGACAUGAUUGGCAACACACCGCUGCACACGGCCGUCGAGAAUGAUUCGUUCGACGCGCUGGAAUUUUUGCUAAAAAUUCCGGUGGCGACCAAUAUUCUCAACGAUAAAAAGCUGGCUCCGGUGCAUUUGGCCACGGAACUGAACAAAGUGAACGCGCUCCAAGUUAUGGGCAAGUAUCGGGAGGUCAUCGACAUACAACAGGGCGGCGAACACGGUCGGACCGCACUACACUUGGCUGCGAUUUACGACAACGAAGAGUGUGCCCGAAUAUUGAUUUCAGAGUUUGGUGCCUGCCCACGGAAGCCGUGUAACAAUGGGUACUACCCGAUCCACGAGGCCGCGAAGAAUGCCAGCUCGAAGACGAUGGAGGUGUUCUUCCAGUGGGGCGAGUCGAAGGGUUGCACGCGAGAGGAGAUGAUCUCGUUCUACGACUCGGAGGGCAACGUACCGCUGCACUCGGCCGUGCACGGCGGCGACAUCAAGGCGGUGGAGCUGUGCCUCAAGUCGGGCGCCAAGAUCUCCACUCAGCAGCACGACCUCUCGACGCCGGUGCAUCUGGCGGCAGCGCAGGGCGCUAUCGAGAUAGUGAAGCUGAUGUUCCGCAUGCAGCCGCUCGAGAAGCGCAUCAGCCUGAACUGCACCGACAUCCAGAAGAUGACGCCCCUGCACUGCGCCGCCAUGUUCGACCAUCCGGAGAUCGUCGACUACCUGGUGAAGGAGGGCGCCGACAUCAACGCCAUGGACAAGGAGAAGCGCUCGCCGCUGUUGCUGUCGUCGUCCCGCGGCGGCUGGCGCACGGUGAUGACGCUGAUCCGGCUGGGCGCCAACAUCAGCCUGAAGGACGCCAACUCACGCAACGUGCUGCACCUGGUCAUCAUGAAUGGAGGCUGCCUGGACGAGUUCGCCAAGGAGGUAUGCCGCACGCAGUCCGAGAUCUACCUGCUGCAGCUGCUGAACGAAAAGGAUGACGCCGGCUGCUCGCCGCUGCACUACGCCAGCCGCGAGGGCCACAUCCGGUCGCUGGAGAACCUGAUCCGGCUCGGCGCCUGCAUCAACCUCAAGAACAACAACAACGAAAGCCCGCUACACUUUGCAGCGCGCUACGGCCGCUUCAACACCGUCCGCCAGCUGCUCGACUCGGAGAAAGGCACCUUCAUCAUCAACGAGAGCGAUGGCGAGGGCCUGACGCCGCUGCACAUCGCCUCCCAGCAGGGUCACACCCGCGUGGUGCAGCUGCUGCUCAACCGGGGCGCCCUGCUGCACCGGGACCACAACGGGCGCAACCCGCUGCACUUGGCCGCGAUGUCCGGCUACACGCAGACGAUCGAGUUACUGCACUCCGUCCAUUCGCAUCUGCUGGAUCAGGUUGACAAGGAUGGGAACACCGCGCUUCAUUUGGCCACGAUGGAAAACAAACCAAACGCGGUGGUGCUGCUGCUCAGCCUGGGCUGCAAACUGCUGCAUAACUACAUGGACAUGAGCGCGAUAGACUACGCGAUCUACUACAAGUAUCCCGAGGCGGCGCUGGCCAUGGCGACUCACGAGGAGCGUUCGGCCGAGGUGAUGGCCCUGAAGUCGGAACAUCCGUGCGUUACGCUCGCCCUCAUCGCGUCGAUGCCGCGUGUCUUCGAAGCCGUACAGGAUAAUUGCAUCACCAAGGCGAACUGUAAAAAGGACUCGAAAAGCUUCUACAUCCGGUACUCGUUCAGCUGCCUCCAGUGUCCGGCACUGUACGCCCAGAUGGACGCCCGAACAGGGGAAGCAGUUCAGAUUUCCAAACCGAUUCCACUUCCGGCACUCAACAUAAAAUAUUCAUUUAGCGCCUACCAGAAAUCACAAGAAGCGAUUGCCGAAAUGCGAAAAACCUUGAACGAUCCCAAGUGGCGCCCGCAUCCCUUGCAUGUAGUGAAUGCAAUGGUGGCUCACGGACGCGUGGAACUGCUCGCCCAUCCCCUCAGCCAAAAGUAUCUGCAGAUGAAGUGGAACUCGUACGGCAAGUACUUCCACCUGGCAAACCUGUUGUUCUACAGUGUGUUCCUGUUUUUUGUCACGCUGUUCACGUCGCAGCUGAUGCGAAGUGUCGUCCCGGUCGGACACGGACAAGCAAACGAAACCCAUGGUGAUGGUGGUGUUGCCGGUUCCUACGGAGGGCAACAGGUACUAGCACUACGCUCAGCGCUCAUUAGAGCCAAGGGAUACGGAUAUGGCGGGGCGCAGAACACAAGUGGAGCCAUCGCACCACCACCAAUCGAGGAGCAAAUGGACAUCACGACCACGACGCUGGUGUCCGGCAUCGGCAUUAUCCUGUACAUCGUGGUGAACGCUCUCCGGGAGCUGGUGCAGGUGUAUCAGCAGAAAUGGCACUACCUGCUGGAACCAAACAACUUCAUCUCGUGGAUCCUCUACACGUCGGCGCUGAUCAUGAUCUGGCCCAUGUUCUCUGGUGGCAUGUGCUUCAGUAUCAACUACUCGGCGGCUUCGAUCACCGUGUUCCUUUCCUGGUUUAACCUGUUACUAUUUUUGCAGCGCUUCGAUCAGAUCGGAAUCUACGUGGUGAUGUUUCUGGAAAUUUUGCAAACGCUUAUUAAGGUGCUGAUCGUCUUCAGCAUACUGAUAAUAGCGUUCGGGCUGGCUUUCUACAUUCUUCUGUCGAAGAUCAACGAGCCACAGGUAAACCAUCUAUCCUUCUCGUCCAUCCCGAUGUCGUUGGUGCGGACGUUUUCGAUGAUGCUGGGCGAAAUGGACUUCGUCGGCACGUACGUCCAACCGUUCCACGUCGGCGAUCUACCGUUUCCACUUCCGUCGUUCGUCAUCCUGUGUCUGUUCAUGAUUCUGAUGCCCAUUUUGCUGAUGAAUCUGCUGAUCGGUCUCGCGGUCGGUGACAUCGAGUCGGUUCGCCGGAACGCCCAGCUCAAGCGACUCGCAAUGCAGGUGGUGCUGCACACCGAACUGGAACGCAAACUACCCCAGAUGUGGCUCGAGAUGGUCGACAAGAUGGAGCUGAUCGAGUAUCCGAACGAAAAGAAGUGCAAGCUCGGCUUUCUGGACUCCGUGCUGCGUAAGUGGUUUUGCAAUCCAUUUACGGAUGACUACAAAGGUGGAAUCGAUUACGUGCUGGAAAAUACGGAAGACUACAUAGCGGUCGAGCUGGAGAAGCAGAAGCGAAAGCUGCGAGACAUCAGCGGUGCACUCGAUGCCCAACAUCAACUUCUUCGAUUGAUCGUACAGAAAAUGGAAAUCAAAACCGAGGCGGACGACGUCGAUGAGGGCGUCUCAACAAGUGACCUCAAAGGGCAAGGUGGUAUGCUAACUAGUCGAGCGUCCCGUUGGUCUUCCCCACGGAUCCGUAAGAAACUGGGCGCUACGCUGAGUUUCAACAAGUCCAUUGGCAAAUAAAGGAAGGAUGUCAAUGUUAGUGCAGUUUUUAAUGUGAACUUCAACGAUUCCCAAUAGUUUGUACACGCGAAAUCGAAAACGACGGUUUCAGAUGGAGAUUGUAAGUGUUUUAGGUGUUUUAGAUUAUCUUCAAGCAAACUCUUUUAAAAAGGUGUGCACACCGAAGUAGAAGAUAAAAAAAAUGACUAACUGUUAAACGGAAGUGACUAAUGAAAAUAGCUUUUUAGAAAGAGAACUGUUUGGUAACCGA